UCGCUCCGUCCUCCCCCACUUUCCCAACGCGCCGCCAAGAGGGUUGACUUCCUUCUGCGGCGGGACCACGACGUGGGAUUCACAGGAACUAACCUUUAAGCGUUUCUUAGACCUGAGAUAAAGCUUACAAUUAAUAACAAUCGUCCUUCAGAAUGACAAAUGCGUGAAUUUUUUUUCUCCGCCUCUCUUUUUAGUGUAUUUCAGACUACUUUUCAGCUACAUUGCGCGUAAAUAAAUGCGUGGUUAUUUGUGAGCAAAUCCAAAAAGUGCUUUGACUGUUGACGGUGUUAUUGGAGUAUUAAAAAACAAAGAAACAAUGGAGCGAGUUCCCAGCGCGCAGCCGCCUCCUCUGUCCAAGCGCCAGGCUGAUCUGUCAGACGUGCAGGGGAUGGAUUUCCCUAUGUACGUGUACAAACCAAGGCGGGGAAUGAAGAGAGGAGAGGAAAGCAAGGAUACCUACAAGCUGCCCCACAGACUUAUUGAGAAGAAGAGACGAGACAGGAUAAAUGAAUGCAUCGCUCAUCUAAAAGAUUUAUUACCCGAACACCUGAAACUCACCACGCUGGGCCAUCUGGAGAAGGCUGUGGUUUUAGAGCUUACGCUCAAGCAUGUGAAAGCCCUCACCUCCCUCCUGGAGCAACAGCAGCAGAAGAUCCUCGCUCUGCAGAGUGGCAUGCAAAUUGAUCAGCCUUCUGUCAGCCAGGAGAAGUCAGAGGAGAUGUUUCGCUCUGGUUUCCACAUGUGUGCGAAGGAGAUUCUUCAAUACAUGGCUAGUCACGAGUCUGAGGGAGACUUAAGGCCAUCCCAUGUAAUCAACCACCUUCACAAGUUAGCUGCAGAAGUACUGCAGAGUCCCACCCGACCCCGCACCCCCAUCAGUCCUCGCCCUGAGGAGAUCCCUGCCUAUCACCAGCAUGAACUUGACAAGGAGAUUCCCACCAGCUCGCCCUCCAAACCCACUGACGGCUACAGGAAGAACUGCGUGCCUGUCAUCCAGCGGGCGUACGCUCUACCGAGCAGUGAGCAGAGCGGCAGUGAUACAGACACAGACAGCGGCUACGGGGGUGAGCUGGAGAAAACUGAAUCCGGUGUGCCCCAGAGACGCCCAGAUUACUACGGUCAGGAGAGCCAGCAAAAACGGCCGGCGGGUGACAGGCAGAGCUCCAGCAUCAAGCUGGAGGAUGACGAGCCACGCCACAAACGACCCCGCAUGGAGUCCUCUGAGGACGAGUUGCUCUCAGGCGGGGAAUCGUCUUCUUCAUCCUCUAGUGGUUACAGUAGUUACAUGAGCGUUUCCCCCAACCACCCACCUCCUCCACGACACCCUCUUUGCAUGCCAUUCUACCUCAUUCCACCCUCUGCUGCAGCCUACCUGCCAAUGCUGGAAAAAUGCUGGUACCCAGGAGCUAUGCCCAUGCUCUACCCUGGCAUGGGAGGCUCUUCACCCACCAUACCCAGCGAAAGACCAUCCCCACCUCAGCUAGUGUUGUCCCCCCGGGGAGGUUCUCCAGCCCCAGCCAUGUCCCAGACCCCCAUGGACUCUCCCGCACUCCUUCAGGCGCUAAAGCAAGUACCACCCCUCAACCUGGAAACCAAAGAAUGAGAGAUGAUGGAACAGGAAGGGAUUCAAUCGAGCUCUAGUAGCGGGAGGCAGAGUCAGUAGCAAGACGGAGAAUAAGACUGAGCUGUUCCAUAAUACAUAAUCACUCAUCUCCUUUUUUUUUUUUUUUUAUUUUAAAUCCUCAGUUUGGAGGUUAAAAAGCUAACAGAGGGCUUGUAGAAGUGAUCCCAGAGGCAGGGGCAGCAGCCGACCAUACUGAGAGGGAUGUGAAGCUCUGGUUGAAUGUUUAAAGCUCAGUGGUCCUCCCCAUCACACAUGUAUUGUAUAAACCGCACCUGUUCUGCGCGCGCACACAUUGGUUGAAUGUAAAGUAAGAAAUGUUUUCGAUGCUGCUGUUGAAGUGUAAAUGCAGAUAACGCUGAUGCAUCUCACUCAUAGCUGUUGUGAAAAAACACGCCAUUUAGAGGCUUUUGCACCAAAUUAGGAGUAAGAAGUUAGCCAAAGUUUGUCAGCUAUACCCUUUGCUCACCAUUCUGAUUACUGAAGACGCCCCUUUAACCAGAGAUGACGGCAACUGCCGCAAUAAAAUCAAACAUGUUCUUAAGUGUGAACACACAGGGGUGAGGGUACCACAUGGCCAAAGUGAAUGAAUUGUCUUUUUAUUUUAUUUUUUGAAAGACAUACAGUUGAAAUGGAUUCCUCUAAUUAUUGUCCAUAGACUUCUUGUACAUUUCUAUUUUUGAUACAUGUUCCUGCACUUUGGGUGCUAUGUGUGUGGACAAUUUUGUGUACUCAGACCAUGUACAUUCUGUAGCACUGUGCUGGACCUCGUCUGCAUACUCAACAUCUGUUUCUGCUCAAGUCAAACCCGGUGUUUGUUCUUGCUGUUGCCUUUUGUGAAAAGUUGAUAAAUCUCAGAUGUUUAUUCUCUGUAUUAUGUAAGAAUACUGGAGUCACAAGAAGUAAGGAGUGGAGAUGUGAAUGUAAGUUUUACCAGAAGACUAGUUUUCUAUAGAGAGAGGUACUUAAGAUUUUGUAUUUUGGGACCUAAAGAAAGGUGUUUGAUGUACAUAUUUUGUCUAUAAAUGUUAUAUAAGUGUAUUAAUAAAGUAUUUUUCCUGUGGAAA
Molecule: messenger RNA, 2688 nt
Organism: Cololabis saira (Pacific saury)
Lineage: Eukaryota; Metazoa; Chordata; Actinopteri; Beloniformes; Belonidae
Product: class E basic helix-loop-helix protein 40-like
Exons: 5
Coding region: 317-1603 (428 amino acids)
Biological process (GO): regulation of transcription by RNA polymerase II; circadian regulation of gene expression; regulation of neurogenesis
Cellular component (GO): nucleus
Molecular function (GO): RNA polymerase II cis-regulatory region sequence-specific DNA binding; DNA-binding transcription factor activity, RNA polymerase II-specific; protein dimerization activity
Source: RefSeq, a predicted model, not a curated record